Molecule: messenger RNA, 1809 nt
Organism: Hyalella azteca
Lineage: Eukaryota; Metazoa; Arthropoda; Malacostraca; Amphipoda; Hyalellidae
Gene: Smu1
Product: WD40 repeat-containing protein SMU1
Exons: 11
Coding region: 344-1747 (467 amino acids)
Biological process (GO): mRNA splicing, via spliceosome
Cellular component (GO): precatalytic spliceosome
Molecular function (GO): protein binding
Source: RefSeq, a predicted model, not a curated record
AAACGGCGUUCCCUUGGUGAGGCUUGCCUCAAAACACCGCCUGACGCCUGUGGGUUUUUCUUCACGUUCAAUGCGUCAACAAAACAACAGAAUAACUCCAAACAUAUUAGCUACUUUAUUAUCAGUAAUACAGAAGCAAUAUUUCCUUGUCUGAAAUUCUCUUGGGCUUGAUUUUUUGUAUGAAUUCACAAUGUCUAUGGAAAUAGAGAGCGCCGAGUAAGUAUUGAAUGUGGUGCGACUAAUCCAGCAAUACUUGAAAGAAAACAACUUGCACAAAACAUUGCGAUGCCUGCAAGAAGAAACCUCUAUCACCCUCAACACAGUGGACUCGGUAGAAAGCUUCAUGGCUGACAUUAACCAGGGCCACUGGGACACUGUUCUCAAAGCUAUUCAAACUCUUAAGCUUCCUGAUAAAAAACUCAUUGAUCUCCAUGAACAGGUUGUUCUGGAGCUGAUUGAACUGCGCGAGCUUGGUGCUGCCAAAUCUGUUCUCCGCAACACAGACCCAAUGAUCAUGCUUAAGCAAGCUGUGCCUGAAAGAUAUGUGCAUCUGGAGAACCUGAUCGCGCGGUCUUACUUCGACCCCCGUGAAGCAUAUCCUGAAGGGGAGACUAAGGAGCGUCGCCGCGCUGCCAUUGCUGCGGCGCUGGCCGGCGAGGUGUCUGUGGUGGCGCCCUCCAGGCUACUUGCUCUACUGGGACAAGCAUUGAAGUGGCAGCAACAUCAGGGACUCUUGCCACCUGGUACUGCCAUUGAUUUGUUCAGAGGCAAGGCGGCCAUGAGAGAACAUCAGGAGGAGGAGAAGGAGCCCACACAGCUGGCUAGGAGCAUCAAGUUCCCAGCAAAUGCGCACGUCGAGAGCGCCCAGUUCAGCCCUGACGGCCAGUACCUCGUCACUGGUUCCUUUGAUGGUAUCAUUGAGGUCUGGAACUUUACUACAGGCAAGAUCCGUAAAGAUCUGAAGUAUCAGGAGCAAGACUCGUUCAUGAUGAUGGAGAGCGCCGUCCUCAGCCUUGCAUUCAGCAAGGACUCUGAGAUGCUGGCUACAGGCUCACAGAACGGCCAGUUGAAGGUGUGGAAGAUCACGACUGGUCAGUGCCUGCGGAAGGUAGACCGGGCUCACAGCGAAGGCGUCACUUCUCUCGCUUUCAACAAAGACAAUAACCAGGUUGUCUCCACCUCCUUUGACAACAAUAUCCGUAUUCACGGUCUUAAAUCCGGCAAAAUGCUGAAGGAGUUCCGUGGACAUUCUUCCUUCGUGAAUCACGCUACCUUCACCCAAGAUGGCCACAACCUCAUCAGUGGUUCUUCGGACGGCACGGUGAAAGUUUGGUCUGUGAAGACCUGCGAGUGCGUACACACCUUCAAGUCCUUGGCCGGAACUGCUGCUGUUGAUUUACCUGUUUAUUCUGUCCACAUCCUGCCCAAAAAUCCAGACCACAUCAUCGUCUGUAACCGCUCCAACACGGUGUCUAUCAUGAACAUGCAGGGCCAGACGGUGCGCUCGCUGUCGUCGGGUAAGAGAGAAGGAGGAGACUUUGUGGCGUGUGUGGUGUCACCCCGCGGCGACUGGAUAUACUGUGUCGGAGAGGACCACGUGCUAUACUGCUUCAGCACCUCAUCGGGCAAACUGCAGAGAACGCUCAAUGUCCACGAAGAGAACGUGAUCGGUAUGUGUCACCACCCACACCAGAACCUGCUGUCCACAUUCAGCGAAGAGGGACUCCUGAAGUUGUGGAAACCGUAAAUUUAUGAUUAUAAUUUUAAUUAAACUCGGACUGUCAAUUCCCAUAAAUUUUCGUAUGCGCU